Molecule: messenger RNA, 2442 nt
Organism: Elgaria multicarinata webbii
Lineage: Eukaryota; Metazoa; Chordata; Lepidosauria; Squamata; Anguidae
Product: vomeronasal type-2 receptor 116-like
Exons: 7
Coding region: 1-2442 (813 amino acids)
Biological process (GO): G protein-coupled receptor signaling pathway
Cellular component (GO): plasma membrane
Molecular function (GO): G protein-coupled receptor activity
Source: RefSeq, a predicted model, not a curated record
AUGGGGAAAUGCAGUAUCCAUGGUCUUCACUCUCCACUUCACAGGUAUCAUCAAUCAGGAGACUUCAUUAUUGGUGGCAUUGUUAGUUAUGGUGGUUUCAUGUCAAGUCCAACAUCCUUCACUGAAGAACCCCCACCAGACUUGCCUGAAGACCUUGUCAUAGUGCCUAAGAAUUACCAGCUUCUCCUGGCCUUUGCAUUUGCAGUAAAAGAGAUCAAUGAAAACCCUCAAAUAUUACCUAAUCUCACUUUGGGCAUCCGCAUCUAUGACAGCUAUGACAAUCCAAGGAGAACCUAUCAUGCAACCAUGCUACUUCUAUCAUUGCUUGACAGAUUGGUCCCCAACUACAUGUGUGACACCCAGAAUAAUCUAGUUGCAGUUAUUGGAGGAUUGGACACUGAAAUCUCUCUUCAUAUAGCAAAUAUCUUGGAUAGCUAUAAGAUUCUACAGGUCAUAUAUAGCCCUGCUCCGGUCAUGAAUGAUAAGACUCCAGGACUUCCCUUCUACCAGAUGGUUCCUCAGGAGGCGCUUCAGAAUGAGGGAAUCCUCUCCUUGCUCCUGCAUUUCAGGUGGACAUGGAUUGGACUUGUUGUUUUGGAUAAUGACAAUGGAGAAAGAUUUGUUCAAACAGUGUCUCCAAUGUUUACCCAGAAAGGUGUCUGUUUUGCCUUCAUAGAAAGAAUCGCCAAAUAUAGUUGUAACACUGAACUCCGAAGCAUGAUGGAACAGGGGGCAAAAAUAUAUGAUAAACUGCUGGAUAAGAAAGUCAAUGUAGUGGUGGCCCAUGGAGAAUCGAAUUCUUUUGCACUGUUUAGAUGGUUGCCAUAUGUUGCGCUAGUUUAUCAGAGGAAAAACAAAAUUAAAGGCAAAGUAUGGAUAACAACAGCCCAGAUUGAAUUCAGUUCAUUUGUUACUCAAAGGGACUUGGAUACCAAAAUAUUUAAUGGUGCUCUCUCCUUCAGGAUACACACCAAUGACCUACCAGAAUUCAAGUCAUUUGAGGAGAGCAGAAACCCUUCCAGUGCAAAAGGAGAUGGCUUUAUCAGAGACUUUUGGCAACAAUCUUUUGACUGCAUAUUCCCAGAUACAGCAGAGGAUGGUUUGGAAGCUAAGAUUUGCACUGGGCAGGAAAAGACAAUGAGUGAUACUCAAAGUCAGAAGCUUCAGAAUGAGCAGUGGUGGCAGCUCCAUCAGUUUCUUAGAGUUGUCUCAUUUAACAACAGCGCUCAGAAUAAGAUUUUCUUCAAUGAGAAAGGGGAGGUAGUAGCUGGAUUGGAUGUUAAUAAUUUGAAAUUUUUCUCCAAUGAAUCUUUUCUCCGUGUGAAAGUAGGAAUGAUGGAUCUUCAGGCCUCUCUAGAUCACACACUCACCAUUGAUGAGGAUGCCAUCACAUGGCACAGCUGGUUUAACCAGACACGACCACUUUCUGUAUGUACUGAGAGUUGCCACCCUGGUUCUAGCAAGAGAGUGAAGGAGGGGGAGCCAUACUGCUGCUAUGAUUGCAUCCUAUGUCCAGAUGGGAAGAUUUCAAACCAGGAUGAUAUGAAUGACUGUAAGAAAUGCUCAGACCAAGACUAUCCAAGCAAGAAUCGGGAUUUCUGCAUUCCAAGGACUGUAACCUUCUUGUCUUAUGAAGAACCUCUAGGGCUCAGUUUAGCCUUAUUUGCUCUUUUCUUUUCCUUGACUACAGUUCUGGUGCUGGGAAUAUUUAUGAAGCACCACAACACUCCUAUAGUCAAAGCCAACAACUGGAUCCUCACCUACAUACUCCUCAUCUCCCUCCUGCUCUGCUUCCUUUGCACAUUCUUAUUCAUUGGCGAACCUCAAAAGAUGACAUGUUUCUUACGACAAAUUGCCUUUGCCAUCAUCUUCUCUGUGGCUGUCUCUUCUGUACUGGCAAAAACCAUCAUGGUAGUUCUGGCUUUCAUGGCCACCAAGCCAGGUUCCAGGAUGAGGAAGUGGUUGGGGAAAGAGCUAGCCUUCUCUAUAGUUCUUUCCUGCUCCUUUAUCCAAGCAUGUAUCUGUAUUGUGUGGCUGGGAACCUCUCCCCCAUUCCCAGAUGCUGUCAUCCACUCCGUGGCUGAAGAAAUUGUAUUGCAAUGUAAUGAGGGCUCUGUGACAAUGUUUUACAGUGCCUUGAGCUACAUGGGCUUCCUGGCAAUUAUCAGUUUCACUGUGGCCUUCCUCUCCAGGAAGUUACCUGGCAGUUUCAAUGAGGCCAAGUUCAUCACUUUCAGCAUGUUGGUCUUCUGUAGUGUUUGGUUAUCUUUUGUUCCAUCCUACCUAAGUACCAAAGGUAAAUACAUGGUAGCUGUAGAGAUCUUCUCCAUCUUAGCUUCCAGUGCUGGAUUGCUGGUUUGCAUAUUUUCACCCAAAUGUUACAUUAUUCUGUUGAGGCCUGAGCUGAACAGCAAGGCACAGUUAAUAAUAAGAAAAAACUAA